Molecule: messenger RNA, 863 nt
Organism: Haliotis rubra (blacklip abalone)
Lineage: Eukaryota; Metazoa; Mollusca; Gastropoda; Lepetellida; Haliotidae
Exons: 2
Coding region: 7-708 (233 amino acids)
Source: RefSeq, a predicted model, not a curated record
CAGUGCAUGUUAUGCUCUGGAAUGCUGCAUAAGGAAAGAACAUGUCGUGGCAAUGAGCUUGCACAGGCAAGCCGACUGCAGAUAGAAAUGGCUUGCUCAAUGGUACAGCGACUGGGUUGUCGUCUUGUCUACAGGACAAAAAUCAUGGUCGAGCCGAAGUUUUCCCCUGCAGUGUCUGCUCCUUGUUUCUCCACAGACAACUCGUCGGUGCAACCAACUACAUCAAGUCAACUUCCCAGUGUAUCAUUACGUCUCUUGCAGGAUGAAUUUAAUAUCCAGAAAAUACCAUUUCACAGUCAGUUCAAUGACAGUAAGAUUUAUUCCAUUAAUCAUGGACAUCAAAGUGUAUCAACACAAGAAAAGGAAAAAGUAAAAAAUUCAUUAAAGCAGUGCAGGUCUGUCACAGAUGUUUUUCGAAAAUUGGACAUCCCCACAAGUGAUCAAACUGAAGAAUUAGCAGGCUCAGCAUCACAUGCUCUACUGAGAAUAUGUAGUGUACAAAGAGAUGAGAAAGCCAGUGACAGUAGUAAUGAGUCAGAGACAAUUCUAUGUGACAGUUUAUUGGAUGAAUUAUAUGACAUAGCUGGAAGAAACCUGUCAUCUUUGCCCAGUAGUACAGUACUCACUCUGGGUAAAACGUUUCUGAAGUUCGAAAAUACCAAACACAAUUUUUCUGAAUCUUUAAUAGAAGAUAUAAAAGACGUAUAGUCGAGUUACAGUUCUCUUUGACAGAUUUGUUUACACUGUGUGAUGUGCUGAAGGGGAAUAAAAAGUAUCAGGAAUUGGUCAACUUGAUUUGGUUCCAUAUUGGUAAAAGUUCCAUCAAAAUUGAUAUCUCGCCUAUCCUCUGGGGACCUUCACAG